AUGGAUUCGGUGAUUGGAGGCACUGGAAAGUUAAACACCGGAUAUGACAUUCCCUUACUCGGACUCGGUACUUACAAAAUCACUGGAGAAGAGGUGAAACCGACGGUGGAUAAAGCUCUGGCCCUCGGAUUCCGAUUAUUCGACACAGCGAAAUACUAUGAAAAUGAGCCAGAGCUCGGAAAUGCAUUGGAGGUAUGUUUCACAAAACAGUAA
This is a messenger RNA of Cooperia oncophora, 213 nucleotides long. Lineage: Eukaryota; Metazoa; Nematoda; Chromadorea; Rhabditida; Trichostrongylidae. The record is from the annotation of a GenBank genome assembly.